This is a messenger RNA of Beta vulgaris subsp. vulgaris (sugar beet), 3691 nucleotides long. RefSeq names its product phospholipase D alpha 1. The record is from RefSeq and is a predicted model, not a curated record. Gene Ontology annotation, molecular function: calcium ion binding; D-type glycerophospholipase activity. NCBI's taxonomy places the organism in Eukaryota, Viridiplantae, Streptophyta, Magnoliopsida, Caryophyllales, Amaranthaceae. Bases 794 to 3265 code for a protein of 823 amino acids. The transcript has 4 exons. Gene Ontology annotation, cellular component: plasma membrane. Gene Ontology annotation, biological process: phospholipid catabolic process; phosphatidylcholine metabolic process.
UGGUUAAAGUGUGGUGGUGGUGGUGGGUUAGAGUUAGAGUUUGAAGUUAUGGGGGUAGGGUAGGGUUAGAACUUAAAAGUUAGGAUUUAGUUAGUUAAUUAUGAUUUAAUUAGGGUUAGAGAAGGUUAAUUAACCCUAAUAACUAACGGAAAUUUGACACCGUUAAUCAUUUAGGGUAAUUUGUACAUAUUGCCCCCAAAGUAAUAAUACCUGGUGCAUUAAAAAAAAGAGUAGUCGGCUUUAACUUUUAAGCGACUGGGCUUCCGCUUCCAUAGAGUGUUUGUGUUUUUUUUUUUUUUUUUUUUUUUUUUUUUUUUGACGGGGUGUUUUCUUGUUCUCAUCAACCAUGCGCAUGAUACUUCAAUUAAAAAGAUGGAAGCUUUUGCAGUACUUCAUUUUAGCAGAAUUUGAAAAAAAAAUGCAGGAUUCAGCAGAAUCCUUGGACUUCUUUAUAACCUUAAUCUUAAUCUGGGUAUUUCUAGCCCAAUUGCAGAAAAGAAAACUUCAAAGAAGAGUUGAGAACAAAUUCUUUUUAUUAUAUGAUAAGAAUCUCGUAGAUGAGGAAAGGAUGAAAAUUCAUCUCAAGAUAUCCAUUGCUUUACAUUCACACCAAUGUGGCUUAUUCAUAGAGAUUUUGGGUUAUCUCCUACAUUAUAUCCCACCUCAUUUAUACUGUUGCACCAAUUUUUCUGGGUACAAAAUUCUCUACAAUAGAUUUCUAAUUUUUUCCAAUUUCAGAGGAACUUUUCAAUCCCUUUUUAAUAAAAGGGAUAAUUAGAAAUUUUAUUGGGAAAUGACCACAUUGCUUCAUGGGGUGCUUUUUGCAAGAAUACAUGAGAUAGAUAGGCUUCAUGUGGGUUGUGGGUUGCCUUUGUUGAAACAGGGUGUUGAAGAUCCAAGAAGAGUAUGGAGAACACUAUUAUACAGAGCCAAAGGAUUUUGCUUUUGUGAUCCUAGACUUAUGGGUUUUAGACUAUAUGCCGCAGUUGAUCUGGAUAAGGCAAGAGUUGCACGCACAAAAAUCGUUCAUACACCUUUAAGGCCUCACUGGUCUCAGUCCUUUCGCAUCUAUUGUGCUCAUGAAGUGUCACAAAUUAUAUUAACAAUCAAAGAUGAAAAUCCAAUUAGUGCAACUUUAGUUGGAAGAGCUUAUUUAUCAGUUGAAGAAGUCAUUCAAGGUCGUCCAGUGGACAAAUGGCUGGAAAUAGUCGACGAGAGUGGGAAGUCAAUACGAUCCCAAAUCCAUGUCACUCUACAGUUUGUGGAUGUAACCCAAGAUCCAAACUGGUCUCGAGGCAUCCAAAAUCCACAGUAUGGAGGAGUCCCUUACACGUAUUUCACACAAAGACAGGGUUGUAAAGUCCGGCUUUACCAAGAUGUACAUGUGUCUGAUGAAUUCACCCCUGAGUUUAGGCUUUCUGGAGGUAAGACUUAUGAGCCACAUAGAUGCUGGGAAGAUAUAUUUGAUGCUAUUGUUAAUGCUAAAUUCCUGAUAUACAUAGCUGGGUGGUCUGUCAACACUACAAUAACCUUAAUAAGGGACCCACGCAGGCCAAAGGGAGGGGAUUUAGGCCGUCUUACACUAGGAGAACUUCUAAAAAAGAAAGCGCAGGAGAUAGGGAUGAGAGUUCUAGUACUUGUUUGGGAUGAUAUAACUUCAGAACCGUAUAAUAAACAAGGGAUAAUGGGGACCCAUGAUGAAUACACGGUCGCCUACUUUCGAAACUCAAAUGUACAAUGUAUUAAGAGUCCUAGAAAAGCUCACCACGGGUUAAGCUUGAUCCGGGGUGUUAAGGUUGAUUCUAUGCUCACACACCAUCAGAAGACAGUAGUCGUCGAUUAUGAGAACCCUGGAUCACAAAAGAGGGUUCUUGUGAGUUUUCUUGGAGGUAUUGAUGUUUGUGAUGGAAGAUAUGAUACACAAGAUCAUUCUCUUUUUAGGACAUUAAAUACAGUUCAUAAGGAGGACUUUCAUCAGCCUAAUUUUCCAGGAUCUUCCUUAAAGAAAGGUGGUCCAAGAGAGCCGUGGCAUGAUAUCCAUUGCAGACUAGAAGGACCUGUUGCAUGGGAUGUGCUGUAUAACUUUGAGCAAAGGUGGCAUAAGCAAGUUGGAAAGAAGUUCCUGUAUACAAUAGAUGAGCUUAGCGAAAGAAUAGCUAAACCAUAUGAAGUAAAACUUACUGCAGCUGAAGAAGAAGAAAACUGGAAUGUUCAGAUAUUCCGAUCCAUUGAUGGAGGAUCGGUGUUAGUUGAUAAAGAAGCAGGGUUAGGCUUCCCUUCAGACAAAGAAGAUGCAGCUCGGGUUGGCCUUAUUUGUGAUAAAAAUAGCAUCAUAGAUCGUAGCAUUCAGGACGGAUAUAUAAAUGCCAUCAGAAGAGCAAAAAACUAUAUAUACAUCGAAAAUCAGUACUUUCUUGGAAGUUCUUAUGCCUGGAAACCUGAUGAAGAUAUUGAUGCCUUGCAAAUUAUACCUAAAGAGUUGUCACUGAAGAUCAUCAGCAAGAUUGAAGCUGGAGAGAGAUUUUCAGUGUAUGUUGUAAUCCCUAUGUGGCCUGAAGGAGAACCUGAAAGUGGUGCUGUUCAGGCGAUACUAUAUUGGCAGAGGAGAACAAUGGAAAUGAUGUAUGCUGAUAUUGCUGCUGCUAUACAAAGCAAGCAGAUCAAUGCACAUCCAAAAGAUUAUUUAUCAUUCUUUUGUCUUGGCAAUCGCGAGGUUUUGAAACCUGGGGAGUAUGAACCUACAGAGAAGCCAGGGUCUGAUUCUAACUAUGCCAAAGCUCAGCACAAUAGACGCUUCAUGAUAUAUGUUCAUGCUAAAAUGAUGAUAGUCGAUGAUGAAUACAUCAUUAUUGGGUCCGCAAAUAUAAACCAAAGGUCGAUGGAUGGGGGAAGAGACACAGAGAUAGCAAUGGGAGCUUACCAACCACAACAUAUAUCAGGAAGUCUAUCAGCAAAGGGUCAGAUAUUUGGUUUUAGAAUGGCAUUGUGGUACGAGCACCUUCACCAGCUUCACGAAUCGUUUCUCUAUCCCGAGUCACUGGAAUGCAUGCAGAGAGUGAACAAACUUGCCGAGGAUAAUUGGAAUAUGUAUGCUAGUGAAGUUUUCGAUCAAGACUUGCCUGGUCACCUCCUUCGGUAUCCUAUUGAAGUCACUAACUUUGGACAUGUUACCUCACUUUCUGAUAUUGAAAAAUUCUUUCCUGACACCAAAGCUCAUAUACUUGGGACUAAGUCUGAACUUCUUCCUCCAAUACUUACUACUUAGAGACAUUCAAGAAUCAGAAUAUUGUUGUUUCGAUACAAGAUUUACAAGCCAAAAGGAUAUACUUGUUCUCGUCGUGUUUCAGUGACCAGAAUAUUCCAUAUUUCUUGUUGCAUCUCUUGCAAAGCGCAAAGCAUCAGUCGCGGAGCAGGCAAGCAAUGAAGCAACUGAUAUGUUUAAGAUCAGAGCUGCUAAAUACCCGGAAGAGCUGAUAUGUUCAAGGGAUUCUUUUUGUUUGUACCAAAAAGAUUAUCAAUUGAGUAAAAGUAAAUGAUCAAUAGCAAAGACAAGGAUUGAUGUACAUAACCAUGGUAAAUACAAAAUUCAUAAAUUUCUACUUGAAAGAAACUUGCAACCUCUGCUGCUGAUACUUUUAUCCUGCAUUCCUGCUUAUUUUCCUAUAUAUUUGAAUCAAAUUACAGAAGUUGU